UUUGGUCAGGUUUCAACACUAGGAUUCCCUGACGGGCUUUGCACGUGGCUGCGGCGUGUGCUCGGCGAUCCUGCAGUCCACUGGCAUGUUCGAGGAGCCGGAAUGGGCCGAGGCGGCCCCAGCAGCCGUGGGCCUCAGUCCCGCAACAAUAGAGACUCGGCCAGCGACUGCCCCGCCAGUCAAGGGCCGCAAGCGCCGCCAUCUCUUGGCCACAUUACGGGCUCUGGAAGCAGCAUCUCUUUCCCAGAAAUCCCCCAGCCCACCUGGCAGUGAUUCUGAGGAGGAGGAGGAGGUAGGAAGGAAGAAGAAGUACCUCCAAAAGCCCUCACUUGCCCACGCCUUGAAGGAAAGAAAAAGGAAAUGUCAAAAACAGGUACCAUCUGUCAGUGACUCUGAGAACAAGGAAAUAGAAAGGAAGUGCCAGAGACAAACUCUUCUUGGUGGGGUAUCUGCUGAAGAAAAAGGAAAGAGGAAGUGCCAGAAAUAUUCUCAUUCACACCCAACCCAGCACCUGAACAGUGUUGACCAUACAGCAGUUCACAAUGCUAUGACAAGUACUGCUACAGUUGACCCACCCAAGCCAAGCUCUGAGUCCACAUCCUGUAACUCCUCACAUACCCUGAGCCGCAGACAGUGGCGGAACCGGCAGAAGAAUAAGCGGAAGCACAAGAACAAGUUUCGGCCACUUCAGACACCAGACCAGGUUCCUCCCAUGGCUUCCACAGAGGAGCCUGAGGUGCCUCCUGCCCCACAGUCAGACAGUCAACAGACUAGAGCCGGGGCUCUGCGAGCACGCAUGACACAGCGGCUGGAUGGGGCCCGAUUUCGAUACCUUAAUGAACAGUUGUACUCAGGGCCCAGCAGUGCUGCCCAACGGCUCUUCCAGGAAGACCCCGAGGCUUUUCUCCUCUAUCACCGAGGCUUUCAGAAACAAGUGAAGAAGUGGCCACUGCACCCGGUGGAUCGUAUUGCCAAAGAUCUGCGACAGAAGCCUGCAUCCUUGGUGGUAGCUGACUUUGGCUGCGGAGAUUGCCGUCUGGCUUCAAGUAUUCGGAACCCUGUGCACUGUUUUGACUUGGCCUCUCUGGAUCCCAGGGUCACUGUAUGUGACAUGGCCCAGGUACCUCUGGAGGAUGAAUCUGUGGAUGUGGCUGUGUUUUGCCUUUCACUAAUGGGAACUAACAUUAGGGACUUCCUUGAGGAGGCAAAUCGAGUGCUAAAGCCGGGGGGUCUGCUCAAAGUAGCUGAAGUCAGCAGCCGCUUUGAGGACAUUAGGACCUUUUUGGGGGCUGUGACCAAACUUGGCUUUAAGGUCAUCUACAAGGACCUGACCAACAGCCACUUCUUCUUGUUUGACUUUGAAAAGACUGGGCCUCCUCGAGUAGGACCCAAAGCCCAACUCUCAGGCCUAAAACUUCAGCCCUGUCUCUACAAGCGCAGGUGACCAAAGGACACCUGUUAAAAGGGGAGGGCUCAGACUCCAAGCUCAAAACUCUGAAGACUGUGCCUACCCAAGCUAUGAGCCAGGAUGUGGUACCACCCUCCUGUACCAAGAACACUGGUAAAGCCUUCUGCUCAGCUCUCUAAUGGAGCCUUCUUGGCUACAAAAAGCAUGCUCAAAAAUGAGGAGUUUACUGUGAGGGCAUUGGUGUGUCUGGGAAUUGUGGGUCACUUCAGGUAUCAUGUAAACUAGUUGACUUGGAAUUGAUGGUUCUCUGGGUUUGGUUUUCUUCAUCUUUCAGAAGGCACAAGGGCACUCCACUGUGCCAUCUUCUGACUGUAUUGUCUAACAUCUGCCCAUCCAUAGUUUCUGCUCCUUCAGCUUCAGGACUAUAGACACACAGCUUUUGCCUCAUGGCAAGUCCCAAUGCUAGUUUGCCAGUUGGGGCUGGAGUUCUUUCUUGGAGCUGAGAAUCAUUUAAUUCUUUCUUUCCUUCUGUUGUUGCUUUGAGAUGUCAUCAUCUCACAGUAGUCCAGGCUGACCUUAAAUGGCAAUUCUCCUGAUUAUUGGGACUACAGGCAUGAGCCACUGUACCCAGGUCAAUCUCUUCAUUUCUGAAUAUUCCAUUUCUCAUUUGAAAAAUGUAAAAUUCUUGUGUUAUAGCAUGUUGUAUGGGUUAACCGAGGAAAGCUGCAGCAAGAGUUAGGAACAUAAGAGGCGCUGAAUAAAUCAGCUAUGGCUAUUGUUUGUCGUCGAUCUUACCAUUCUUUAAAGAUCACCCCUAAGCUGGCUUGGGGGUUGAGUAAAUAAUUUUGUUGUGACUGAGAAAGACUGGGAAAGUUUGGUAUAGGCAUGUGAUAAGCAUUUGCUAUUUAGAGGCUUACUGCAUUUGAAGCUUACCUUGGAAGCCGGUAAUGAAGAAGCCUGAUCUCUGUUCAUAAUCACCAACUGAGUGGGCUGUUCAUUGGCAGGAUCUGGACAUGGGACCUACCUUGCAUGUCAGGAAAGCUACAGGUAAGAACUAAAGUGCUAGGGAAGAUAAUUUAGGACAACAUGCUGAGCUCAUCCAGAAGGUAUCUGCCUUGGAUCCAGGUAUAAAGAUGCAGCCUCUUCUAUCCAGUCACAAAAACAAGACCUCACAGUUCCCUCUAGGUCUCAGGAUUUGGAACAUUAGAUGCCCCCAGGCCUAAAGGAAUAAAGAUUCUGAAAAACACACAGUCCAGAAGGCAUGUUUGGAGGCUGGGCUAUGAGGCCAACCUUAGCAGACACCGUACAAUAUUUGUGUGUAAUGUUGUUGCUGAGCGCGCAUCUCACUAUCAAAGUUUACUCAUCUUCACAAAUAGCUUAGCAGUUUCUUAAAGUCCCUUCCCCAGAAGUACCUGUAUUCUCAACAUACUGUAUGUAAAAUGUUUCCUUAGUGUGCAAGUACUGUGUUAUAGAUGAUUUAUACUGCAGCCUUCUCAAACCAUA
Molecule: messenger RNA, 2911 nt
Organism: Phodopus roborovskii (desert hamster)
Lineage: Eukaryota; Metazoa; Chordata; Mammalia; Rodentia; Cricetidae
Gene: Rrp8
Product: ribosomal RNA processing 8
Exons: 7
Coding region: 86-1444 (452 amino acids)
Biological process (GO): regulation of transcription by glucose; cellular response to glucose starvation; rDNA heterochromatin formation
Cellular component (GO): chromatin silencing complex; nucleolus; rDNA heterochromatin
Molecular function (GO): methyltransferase activity
Source: RefSeq, a predicted model, not a curated record